AAGGGUUAAGUGCAAUUUGCUCCCCGUACUUUGACCAUUUUUGUACAUUAACCCCCGAAUAAAAAAAAGUUACACGAUCAUACCUGAACUUACUAAUUUAUAGCACCGGUGACUUAAAAGUCCAAUUUUUGACAAAAGUAUCCCUUGAUCAAUUGCACACGUGCGAUACACACGUGAGAAUGGAGGGGCAAUUUGGACAAAUCAAUAAAAAGUUCACAAACCAAAUAUAGAAAUAUUCCUGAAAUAGUUCAUCUUCUCUAAAAAACUUCAACCUGCGGUGGGCAUGUCACAACUCUCGACAACCUUUGUUUUCUCCUAUUCUUAGUUUCUCAACUUUUAGCAGAACAACUAAAAAACCAACCAUCUCUCUUCUUCUUUCUCUCUCUAUCUCUCUCCAUCUCUCUCUCUCUCUCCUCUCUCUUCACACAAAACGACCCCAAAAAAAUUAUAAUGUGAGCCAGCUUUUUUCUCUCUCCCGCCAGAUAUCUGAAGACGACGUAGUUUUCUUCUCGCCGGAAUUUCGACCCCUUUCCGUCAAUGGGUCGUCAUUUCCUCCUACCCAGCAUCAACACCGACCCCACCUCCCCACGCCUUUCGCCGGAGCCAACCCGCCCGGGCUCCGCGGCGGAGCUACCGUCGCCGUUCGGCAAUCUCGACGGACUCGACCUCGACGACUUCCGCGAAGCCGCAUACGAGAUUUUCUUCACCGCCUGCAGAUCUUCGCCGGGGUUCGGCGGCCGGAGCGUGUUGACGUACCAUAACCCCUCCGACAGCGGCGGAGGCGGCGACGGAUAUGGGUCGGCUCCUGGAUCUCCGGUGAAGCCGCCCGGGGUUGGGAUGGCGGUGACUAGCCGGGUGAAGAUGGCGUUGGGGCUGAAAAUGCUGCGGCGCUCCCCGUCUUCACGGCGGACGAGCUCGUGCGGGUCGAACCCGUCUUCCCCGAGCGGGUCGGGGUCCGGGUCGAGCCCCAGGGUCGGGUUCACGGUGCCCCAUGCGGGGAGGAUGAGGCGGCCGUUGACAUCGGCGGAGAUUAUGCGUCAGCAAAUGAGGGUGACGGAACAGAGUGACAAUCGUCUUCGUAAAACUCUAAUGAGGACACUUGUUGGCCAAAUGGGAAGGCGUGCAGAGACAAUAAUCCUACCUUUAGAGCUUCUACGCCAUCUGAAACCAUCGGAAUUCAACGACCCUCACGAGUACCAUCUAUGGCAAAAACGCCAGCUCAAAAUCAUAGAAGCGGGCCUAUUGCUCCACCCGUCAAUCCCAUUAGAGAAAUCGGACACGUUCGCCGCUAAGCUACGAGACAUCAUCGAUUCUUCCGAAACAAAAGUAAUCGACACCGGGAAGACCUCUCCAACCAUGCGAACCCUCUGCAACUGCAUCGUCUCCCUAGCGUGGCGGAGCCCCGACGGUGGGACCACGGACAUCUGCCACUGGGCCGACGGCUACCCUCUCAACGUCCACAUCUACACCGCCCUCCUCUCCUCCGUCUUCGACCUAAAAGACGAAACCCUAGUUUUGGACGAGAUCGACGAGUUGAUCGAGCUCAUGAAGAAAACAUGGUCCAUGUUGGGGAUCAACCGUUCGAUGCACAACUUGUGCUUCACGUGGGUUCUUUUCGAGCAGUACGUCCUUACAGGACAAGUGGAGCCCGAUCUUCUAGGCGCUUCGUUCGCGAUGCUGACGGAGGUCGCGAGCGAUGCGAAGAAGGUCGACAGAGAUCCCGUUUACUUGAAGAUGCUCGGGUGUUGUUUGAGCGCGAUCAAGAAGUGGUGCGAGAAGAGGUUGCUCGAUUAUCACGGGAACUUUAAUAGGGGCAAUAUUGGAAUAAUGGAAAACAUGCUCCCUCUGCUUUUUUCGGCUACCAAGAUAUUAGAAGAGGAUGUCCCUUGUUAUGUCACUUCUUCCCAAGAAAAGGGAGAAGCGGUGGUCGAUGAGCACUCCACCGGUAAUAGAGUCGAUCAUUACAUUCGAUCGUCGUUGCGGAACGCAUUCGCUAAGAUGUUAGAAGAUCAAAAUGUGAACGGGACGACAAAAUACACCGAGGCGCAAGAAGUGAGUGAAGUGCUCAUUAAAAUUGCACGAAAAACGGAAGAAUUAGGUAUAAAGGAGAAGGAUAUUUUCAGUCCCGUUUUGAAGAAAUGGCACCCGAUUGCGGCUGGAGUUGCGGCCGUGACACUCCACACGUGUUACGGGACUUUGCUUAAGCAAUAUCUAACGGGGAAAUCAUCGAUCUUGAACGAAACUGUGUUGGUUCUGCAAAGGGCGGGUAAACUCGAGAAGGCUUUAGUGCAGCUCGUGGUGGAGGACUCGGUUGAAUGUGAAGACGGGGGCAAGACCAUUGUGAGAGAGAUGGUUCCUUACGAAGUCGAAUCGUUUAUAGCGAGACUGUUGAAGCAGUGGAUUCAAGAGAGGCUGCAGAAGGGGAAAGAAUAUCUCCUUCGAGCAAAACAAACCGAAACAUGGAAUCCGAAGUCGAAAACGGAACCGUACGCUCAUUCGGCAAGUGAACUAGUCAGCUUUGUAAAGGAAGUUGUGGAUAGUUUCUUUGAAAUUCCGGUGACUUUAUCAGAGAGCUUGUUCUAUGAUUUUGUCAAUGGUUUGGAGAAUGUGUUUAGAGAUUACAUUGCCUUUGUUGCAUCAUGUGGAUCAAAACAGAGUUACCUCCCAACGCUUCCUCCACUAACAAGAUGCAGCAGAGACUCAAAAAUCUUCAAACUAUGGAGAAAAGCGGCGUGCAGCGUCGGAGUGGAAGAUCGCAACCACACGAUCGGCGGCGAAGAAGGAAACAAUCCACGGCCGUCGACGAGCCGUGGGACCCAACGCCUCUACAUCCGCCUCAACACCCUCCACUACCUAGCCUCUCAGCUCCACUCCCUCGACAAAACCCUAGCAAUUUCCCCCAAAUUCACGCCGUCCAAAAUCCCCUCCGCCGCCGCCAGCCGACGGCAGCAGCAGCAGCAGCCGACGAACGGAUCCUUCUUCGAGCACACCCUCUCCACCUUGCAGAUCGUCUCCCAGCACGUCUCCGAAGUCGCCGCCUACCGCCUCAUAUUCCUCGACUCCAAUUUCGUCUUCUACGGCAGCCUGUACGUCGGCGGCGUGGCUAACACGCGGAUCCGGCCGGCGAUCAGGCUGAUCAAGCAGAACCUCACGCUCCUCUGCGCGAUCGUCGCCGAGAGGGCUCAGCCGCUCGCAUUGAAGGAGGUGAUGAAGGCCUCCUUCGAGGCGUUCCUCAUGGUUCUCCUCGCGGGCGGGGGUUCGAGAAUGUUCUCCAGAUUCGAUCACGAGAUGAUCGAGGAGGAUUUCGACAGCUUGAAGCGCGUGUUCUGCACGUGCGGCGAGGGUUUGAUUGUUGAGGAUAUGGUCGAGAUGGAGGCCGAGGCCGCCGAAGGCGUUGUCGGGCUUAUGGGACAGAGUACUGAGCAGUUGGUUGAGGAUUUCAGCAGUGUGGCUAGUGAAGCCGCCUCCGGCGGUGGCAGCGGGGCUGGCCGGAAGAUUCCGAUGCCGCCGACAACGGGGCGGUGGAAUAGGUCCGAUCCGAAUACUAUAUUGAGAGUGCUUUGCUAUAGAAAUGAUCGAUCUGCUAAUUAUUUUCUCAAGAAAACAUUUCAUUUGGCAAAGAGGAGGCCUAUGAUCAAAAUGAUUUAAAAUAUAUAUAUAUUAUAUAUAUAAUUUUUUUGAAAAUAAAUGAGAGAGAAUGUUGAUUUUAAUUUAAUACAUUUGAUGUUACUUUUGGUAAGCCAAGAAAAAGAUAGAGAGAGAUUGGAAGAUUGUUCUUGCUCAAAAAAAAUUUAUCUGUUUAUUUUGCUUAGUUUUAGGAGGGAAAUUAUAUUUGUGUUCAUAUUUCUUUUUCUUUUUUUUUUAGAUUUUUUCUUUGUACAAAUUUCUGUAUUUAAUAUACUACAUUAGAUUAUAUAUCAUUGUAAAAUGAUCAAGGGUCGAGUUGCUACAAAAGUACGCUAUUUCACCCGGUGUAGUAUGGAAUAAACCAUUUUUUAGUCAAUCCAUUGAAUAAAUGUGAGAGUGUUUCUU
Messenger RNA from Erythranthe guttata (spotted monkey flower), 4032 nucleotides. RefSeq names its product protein unc-13 homolog. NCBI's taxonomy places the organism in Eukaryota, Viridiplantae, Streptophyta, Magnoliopsida, Lamiales, Phrymaceae. The record is from RefSeq and is a predicted model, not a curated record.